Molecule: messenger RNA, 756 nt
Organism: Pisolithus orientalis
Lineage: Eukaryota; Fungi; Basidiomycota; Agaricomycetes; Boletales; Pisolithaceae
Product: HAD-like domain-containing protein
Exons: 5
Coding region: 1-756 (251 amino acids)
Molecular function (GO): phosphatase activity
Source: RefSeq, a predicted model, not a curated record
AUGGCACGCCCGGCGAGAGUAGAAUAUGUCAUAUUCGAUAUGGACGGACUCCUGAUCAAUACCGAGUCUGUGUAUACCAAAGUUACGAAUGAGAUCCUUGCGCCGUACGGCGCCAAGAUGACAUGGGAUAUCAAGGCUGGACUUAUGGGCAGGCUCGAACGCGACGCAGCCGCCUACCUUCUUUCAUUCUUUCCUGACAUCCCACUCACGAUUGACACUUACCUCUCCCAACGUACCGUUCUCCAAGAUACUCAUUGGCCAACAGUUCAACCUCUCCCAGGCGUGCGCAAACUCAUAUCCCACCUCCACGCACACAAUAUUCCCAUUGCAGUGGCGACAUCUUCACAACGGCGCAAUGUUUUGUUGAAAACAGCUCAUCUCCAGGAUAUAUUUGGCUUGUUUGAUGGUAGAAUAGUGUGUGCGGAUGACGUACGGGGGAAGACAACGGGCAAGCCAGACCCAUAUAUUUUCUUAUAUGCAGCGAGUCAAAAACUUGGGAGAGGAGUCGGUGAAGGUGAGGGUGACAGCGUAACAGAAGAGGAGAGGAGAGAGAGAGAGAAAGGAUUGGUAUUCGAGGAUGCAAUACCUGGUGUCCAGGCUGGCAAGAGGGCGGGUAUGUCUACCAUCUGGGUCCCUGAUGUGAACCUGCUUAAUGUCGAAUAUUCGGGCACACACAUACCCGACCAAACACUCAAGUCCAUAGAGGAAUUCAAACCAGAAGAGUGGGGCCUCCCUCCAUACCCAGAGAAUGGAUAG